This is a messenger RNA of Varroa destructor (honeybee mite), 3328 nucleotides long. RefSeq names its product adaptor protein complex 2, mu subunit (gene AP-2mu). Gene Ontology annotation, cellular component: clathrin adaptor complex. Gene Ontology annotation, biological process: intracellular protein transport; vesicle-mediated transport. Lineage: Eukaryota; Metazoa; Arthropoda; Arachnida; Mesostigmata; Varroidae. The record is from RefSeq and is a predicted model, not a curated record.
UGCGAAUUUCGGCCAUCUUGAGGGGUCGAACUUUGACGGGUGAACGCGAAGGAACCGCGAGAUGUCAUCUUAACCAAUAGAGUGAAUCAGCGCUAUAUCUAACGACCAAGAUGAUUGGUGGUUUAUUUAUCUACAACCAUAAGGGCGAGGUGCUUAUCUCGCGAGUGUAUCGCGAUGAUAUCGGUCGUAACGCGGUUGAUGCAUUCCGCGUAAACGUCAUUCACGCCCGUCAGCAGGUUCGGUCGCCCGUCACCAACAUCGCACGUACCUCGUUUUUCCAUAUCAAAAGGGCAAACAUUUGGCUCGCCGCCGUUACAAAACAAAAUGUCAACGCAGGCAUGGUAUUUGAAUUUCUGCUCAAGAUGUGCGAAGUUAUGCAGAGCUACUUCGGCAAGCUUAGCGAAGAGAACGUCAAGAACAACUUCGUUUUGAUUUAUGAACUGCUAGAUGAAAUUCUCGACUUCGGCUACCCGCAAAACACCGACACGGGAAUUCUGAAAACAUUCAUAACGCAGCAAGGUGUUAAGAGUGCAACGAAAGAGGAGCAAGCGCAGAUUACGUCCCAGGUGACAGGCCAAAUUGGCUGGCGACGAGAGGGCAUCAAGUAUCGGCGUAAUGAACUAUUCCUUGAUGUCCUAGAGUACGUAAACCUUCUUAUGUCUCCCCAAGGUCAGGUGCUUUCGGCACACGUGGCUGGGAAGGUCAUAAUGAAGAGUUACCUCUCGGGCAUGCCGGAAUGCAAGUUCGGUAUCAACGAUAAGAUCACGAUGGAGUCGAAGGCGGGCGCGUCCGGUGGAGCUACGAAAGCACUCGAUGACGCCAGUGCCACUUCAUCGAGGUCGGCAAAAAGCUCAAUCGCUAUCGACGAUUGCCAAUUCCAUCAAUGCGUCAAGCUUAGCAAAUUUGAAAGCGAUCAUGCCAUCUCGUUCAUUCCACCCGAUGGCGAAUUUGAACUGAUGCGUUACCGUAUAACAAAAGAUAUCUCAUUUCCUUUCCGAGUAAUUCCUCUUGUUCGGGAAGUAGGUCGCACCAAAAUGGAGGUGAAAGUAGUACUCAAGAGCAACUUUAGGCCAUCAGUCAUCGGCCAGAAAAUUGAGGUCCGUAUCCCUACACCGCUAAACACGUCAGGCGUACAAUUGAUCUGUAUGAAGGGUAAAGCGAAAUACAAGUCAAGUGAGAACGCCAUCGUCUGGAAAAUCAAACGAAUGGCCGGCAUGAAAGAGACACAGCUCAGUGCCGAAGUUGAACUUCUACACUCAGAAGCCGCCAAGAAAAAAUGGAACCGACCACCCAUUUCUAUGAACUUCGAGGUGUCUUAUGCUCCCUCUGGGCUUAAAGUUCGCUACCUGAAGGUAUUCGAGUCGAAACUGAAUUACAGCGACCAUGACGUCAUUAAAUGGGUCCGAUAUAUCGGUCGCUCUGGUCUUUAUGAAACUCGAUGCUAAACUCCUUAUUCUUCCUUGAAAUGCGUCGCAAGUCCUGGUAUGUAAUUCUGGAGUGAAAAACCGAGGAGGAGCGUUGAUUAGGUAAUGUUACCUGCAAUGUUUUCCAACCGGUCGGCGAAGCAACGAGUAUCGAUGCCCGAUAACCCUUCAACGGCAAGAUUUAUCUGUCUAUAAUGGACUAAUGUCUCAGAAAACCUAUGUAACUUUACACAAUCUUAAGAUCAGUAGAGGCAAGACCGGAAACUACUUUAGGAAACAGGCACACAAACAACAACCGCCACAACGAAAAUUACAACAGAUAAAUUUUUUUCCGUUGCGGAAAAAUCUAUAUACAGAGGCAAACAUUGAAACCACCACAAGCCUACUUACACGUAGACGGAAUUGUUGUAGAUCUUCCUUGACGACGGCAGUCUAGCUGUAUUGGUCGAUCGUUCUACUAAUGACAUGCGGUGGCGAUAUCAAUAGCAUAGGUUAGUGAAAUACGUACCAGCCUGAAUGCUGUGUUUUGGUCCUUAUGAAGGUGAUGUGCUGACGCUUAUAGACAUACACAUAUACAAAAAAAGGCGCGCACGAGUGAAACAAUGAUGAUGGUAAAAAUUAUAUGAAUAGGCGCGUCACUGCAGACAAACCUAUGGCGUAGGCAAAUGAAAAUACCUAGAAAAAGAGAUAGAAGGAAGGUUAAAGUUAAAGAAUUGAAGAGAAAGACGUUAGAAGUGUAGAGUUUCCAAAAAUACAAAGCAUCUCUAGUUAAGCAAAAGAGUUUGUAGGAGGUUAGCUGUGGGAAGCAAAAAAAUGACAAACUACGAUUAUUUUAAGACGAAUAAGGAAGAGCAUGCGAAUGAUGUCUGUAAAAAAAAAGAGAACAAAAUAUAGCAAAAAAAGCACAGUUUCACCUCAACUAAAGAAAAUGCAUAUAGAAGUACAUUUGAAAAAUAAUUUAUAGUCAAAAUAUCGGAAUGGUCUAUUAGAUAAUGCCCGUCAACGAUAAAAACGUAUAACAAAGGUUGGCAUCGAUAGCAAAUGUUUCGCUACACGAUUGAUGCAGCCGAUGUUUUCCGAACGUUACUCUCGUUUUUUAGAAUCUCUGCAGAUGGAAAUAAAAAAUGUCUUAGCCUUUGCUGAGACGACCGACUGGCUAAUUGAAAAAUAUCAUUUUCUCUAGGGGAAAAUGGCUACAUCGCUUCUGCAUGUUUUUUAUCCGAUCGGGUGGGUUGCUCUAUUGAUUAGUUGAUCGUAGCGUUCGAGGCAAAGUUAACAAAACAGGAAAAAGUGAUAAAUAAUACCAUGAAAAUGUAAGGCGUUACCCCGUUCUAAUGAACUUAUAGUAUGAUAUGUCUGAUAACGCUAUUAGGACUAGUUAUAUCGUAAUCACUACUUGACCAAACUGACGUUCAGCCCUGUCAGUUUGUAACAUAGGGCAGCGCCAAUAAUGAUGCGAAGGUACGAUAAAAAAAAAACGAGGGUUAACCUAAAUUACUCAAAGACAAACAGAAAAAGCGUGUGUAAACGGAGUAAAUCAAUAUACACAGAUAGAACGAAUUACCACGUGAAUAAUAACGAUCUAAUUUGAUAUAAUUGAAGAAAACUAGUAAAUGAAGAAAAAAAGUUAGUUGUUCAGUUAGUAAAAGGAUUAUUGGUGAUAAUGAAUAUUUUGAAAAUUGUAAAACUCACAGUUGCGAUAAAUAAUAGUGGUUAUAUGUCUAAAGUGACGAUCCAUGUAGUGAUCAACGUAGUCAUAAAUAUUGCCAACAAUACGAAAACUAUAUACGUAGGACUAUUUCUUCAAUGUGACGAUGUAAACCAUGAGUUGUAAGUAAUUGAUGAAAACCGAAAAAUCGAUAAAGUGACCGUAUUAGUGGCGUCUGGAUAGGACGUAUCACCAA